UAUCUUCACAAUCCUUCAAAUCCAUCCUAUAUAUAAAGGAACCGGCAUUAUAUAUAUAUAUAUAUUCAAUAAUCCAGCGAGAAAACGAAACAAAACUCUCAAGCAUGGUACUCCCUCGUAUGGCGCAUCAACGAGGAAAACUUCAAACAAAUUUCAUUAAGGAGACAAGUACUGCCGGACUCCAAACACUAAUCCUAUAUCCUGAUGCUCUCAAUGUAAUAUGGGGUGGACCUAGCUCGAACAACCGUUACUGGAAACGUACAACUAUUGACGGAUCACAAGCACUUGAGCUCGUUGGAGUCUACUGGCUUGAAGUUAGUGGGCGAUUACCAUUGAGUGAACUAACACCGGCAAAGAAAUACAAAUUGUACUUUGUCAUUCAAAUGAGCCAGAAUUCAUCGGGUUGGGAUAAUUACGACGUGUGGUUUAAUAUUCGAAUAGCAGGACAAAGAUCACAACGGCAAAAGAUGAGAUUUAAUAGACUUACUCGAAGUGAUUGGCAUAAUGUUCCUGAUAAUGGUCUUGAAUUUACCGUCCCUGAGGAAAGUAACGCUGCAUUAACUUUCGCAAUGUAUGAUAUCGAAUGCGAAGAACUUAAAAAAGGUCUUCUUAUUAAAGAAGUAAGAAUUCAGGAGGUUGGUCAAUAGGUAAACCAGCUUUAAGAUCAAGGAAUUAGAAUAAAUAUCCAUAUCUAUAUCUACGCAUUGUUUGCUUAAAUUAUUUACUUAAACUUAAAAAGUCUGUAUUGUAUGUUCCUGGCUAGUAAUUUCAAGUAUUGGCUUUUCUUUUAUCGUA
Papaver somniferum (opium poppy) is the source of this 795-nucleotide messenger RNA. RefSeq names its product protein PHLOEM PROTEIN 2-LIKE A2-like. The coding region runs from base 105 to 647 and encodes 180 amino acids. The record is from RefSeq and is a predicted model, not a curated record. The transcript is spliced from 2 exons. NCBI's taxonomy places the organism in Eukaryota, Viridiplantae, Streptophyta, Magnoliopsida, Ranunculales, Papaveraceae.